AUGUCAACUGAACGCAGUCGACCAAUUAGUGUUUCCAAUACCUCUACCACCUCUACUGGUACCACCACAACUACCUCUGGUGCUGUUACAACUGCAACUAAUAAUGAUAAUGAUGGUAAUGAUAAUAUUUUGCCUACUACAUCUUCAAGUAUAGUUGCUUCCACCUCCACCUCCACUUCCACACCUACUCUUACACAACGAGAUGAAAUUAAGCAAGGACGAAAAAUUAAAAAAAAUCGAUCAUCUAUUCCAAUAUCAGCAUCUCUAUCAAUCUCAAAUACAACCACUACUAUACAAGAACAUGUAAAAUUGAUUAGUUCAGAUGGAUUCGAAUUUUUGAUAGAAAAAGAUGCUGCAUUUGUUUCACCAACUAUGAAAAAUAUGUUAUCAGGACAAUUUAUAGAAGCACAACAAAAUACAAUUCAUUUUCCCGAAAUCAAUGAAAGAGACAUAAGAGACAUACCACCAUUCGAUAUUGAUCCUUAUAUGGCAUUGGAAUUACUUAUGGUUGCUGACUUUUUACAAUGUUAG
This is a messenger RNA of Entrophospora sp. SA101, 531 nucleotides long. The record is from the annotation of a GenBank genome assembly. NCBI's taxonomy places the organism in Eukaryota, Fungi, Glomeromycota, Glomeromycetes, Entrophosporales, Entrophosporaceae.